Messenger RNA from Gekko japonicus, 2373 nucleotides. It is a transcript of the gene MARCHF10, whose product is annotated as membrane associated ring-CH-type finger 10. Gene Ontology annotation, molecular function: zinc ion binding. The transcript has 9 exons. The record is from RefSeq and is a predicted model, not a curated record. The coding region runs from base 1 to 2373 and encodes 790 amino acids. Lineage: Eukaryota; Metazoa; Chordata; Lepidosauria; Squamata; Gekkonidae.
AUGUAUGAGGCAAAAGAAAGACAGAAGUUUAUCAGUGAUGCUCAGUACCUGAGGGAGAUGCAGCACAAGAUGGAUACAGAAUAUCAGGCUUGCCUGAGAAAACAAGAGCAAACUAGAGAGCAGGCUGAGAAGAAGCGAGAACAACAUACCAGACAAGACUCGAGGCAGACAAGUGUAUCAUCCAUCUCUGCUGGGCGUAGUUAUGAAAGGCCAUGGAUUUCACGACUCUCUGUUAACAGACAGAUCUCUUCUGAUGAAGUUUCUGGAUGUGAACUGAAAUCCUUUAUAAAGUCUCCUGGGAGCAAAUCAGAAGCUAAAUUUCCUGCCAUUGAUAAAACAUCUGUGAAGCAGAAGCAAAAGGCUAGCACAUGCUCAAAAAAACCAGAAAAAAGGGGAACUUCCCCCAAAAAAGAUAUUUCAGCUUUCCAGAAACCAGUUUUAUCAAGAAGACAGCGGAUGAACCAGGGAAGUUUCCUGGAAAACCCAGGCUCUGAAAGUGUGAGAAGAGUGGAAGGAAAAGGAAAGAAAACACCCCUGCUGCAAGGAACAGCAAAGAUCAGCAGAGGGUCUGGCCCACAAGAUGGCACAGGACAAAGAAGUGCUCCCAAGAGCAAGAAGAAAUCUCAAGAAAGAAGGAGUUUAGUCCAGACUUCUAGACUAACCAUUGAUGGCAAACACCUAGACAGGGAUCUCAAGAAAGGAAGUGUUUUUACAGCCGCUCAGCAGCUCUCAGCUCAUCCAGCAGAGUCUCCUGUUCCGACGGCUAAUGGCCCUCCGGUGUCAAGUGAGCCAAACAGCUCCAACCUUCCACCCAUUAAAAAUGUCCCCGCAAGACCGAAAGAAGAUGAAUCAUGUGCAGAGCUGUCCUCUGCUGCUGAGGGUUCCACCACAGACCACGAAGAUACCAAAGAAGCCAACCCCUUAGAAGAAGACCUCCUUCCCUUUGAUCUCAAUCAUUCUUUAUGUGAUCAGUCCAACAGAGUUCGUGAGAUGUCUUUAACCCAAGCAUACGAAAUGGGAGUUGGGGAUGAUGGACGGAGGGCUGAACUUUCCCACCGGUUGGUAUGGCAACACAAUGUCGCAGCGGACCCAGCUGCAGAGCGGUCUUCAGAAGGACAAAGACAGACAAGGGACCCCAGGACGUCUUACACUGCUGAAGAAAACCUUUUGGAAGACAGUCGUAAAAAUGAAGGUGAAAAGUCAGCAUUUAGCACCAGAAGUACUGAAAGCAAGCCAGGGAGUGCCUUUGCCAGCGAGCCGGCUGGUAAUUUAAGUUCUACCGAGGACUGGCCAGGGAGCAGCAUUUAUGGCAGAGAAAGACAGACCUUUGAGAACAAUCAAAGAUGCUAUGCUGGGCUCAUCAGUUCAGUGAGACCAAUGGUUCAGCGGCCUUCUGCCUUUAAUAUCCCGGGGGCAUUAGGGCGGCCUACCAACCAAGCUGAGGCUUCAGGCAAUGUGGAUGUCGCUGCAGCUUCUGUACAAGUCACGGAGCUGACUGGGAGUCCGAGGCUCAUUGCUCGCAGGCAGCUGUCUCCUAUAAGAACGAGGGAUUCCUUUUCAGCGACAGAAAGCUGCCAGUCUUCCUCACCCACCAUCAGCCCCUUUGAGGACAGCACUCUGAGCAACGGGCUCAGCAGCGUCUCCCCCAGCACUGCUUCCCACGACGAAGACACCCUUCUGACUUCCCACAACUCCUCAUCGUCCACAGAUUCUUCUCAGCCCUCUCUUUUCCGGGCAAACUUCACAGCACACCUUCACAUGGCCGGCACGCUGCCAGAUCAAGUGCCAAUCUUCCUGACAGUAUCUGAUCUGCGAAACCCGAGCAGCUUUGUGAGCAGUGCAAAUGUCUGCGGUUCCCCAAACACAAAGGAGCGUAAUAAACCCGAGACAGACCCGGAAAAACUUAAACAAUUGCAAGAGAGUCUCCUGGCAGAGGACUCAGAAGAGGAAGGAGACCAGUGUCGGAUAUGUCAGAUUCCAGGUGGAUCCAUAACCAAUCCAUUGCUAGAACCAUGUGGGUGUGGUGGGACUCUUCGAUUUGUCCAUCAAGAAUGUCUAAAGACCUGGUUAAAAGCCAAGAUCAAAUCCGGUGCUGAGCUUGGGGCAGUGAAAACAUGUGAACUCUGUAAGCAGAGUCUGACAGCAGAUCUGGAUGAUUUUAAUGUGAAUGACUACUACAGGAAUCAUCAGCAGUCUCAGGCCCAGAGUGAGUUGAUGAACUCCGGUCUCUACCUUGUGCUGCUGCUUCAUUUGUACGAACAAAGGUUUGCGGAGCUCAUGAGGUUAAACUACAACCAGGCCUCCAGAGAUCGGCUGUCAAGACCACCUAGAACAGAAGAAAACCAAAGUAGGUUUAUAUCCAGCUCACAGUAG